AUGGAUCAACAGGACGGUCCUUCGCCAACAGACAUUGUAAAACGGACGACCAAGCGCAUUAGACGAGCUGCGUCUACAGAAAUAGAGUUGGAACCUACCGACAAUGUCCGAGGCGAAACGGUUGGUGGCGAGGGGGUGAAGGCGUUGCUCGUGAGGGUGCUGGAAGAGCUGAAGGAUCUCAAGAACGCCUCCGUUGAGCAACAGAAAGUGUUGGAGUUGCAGGAACGGAUGAGCGGAGAAGUGGGUGCGCUUAAAGGAAAGAUAACCGGCCAAAGUGACACAAUUUUGAGCCAGACCAACCAAAUUAGCAAACAGGGACAAUUGAUUCGGGAACUCCAGACCCAAUUGAACGAAUUGAAGGAGGAAUUCAGCCGGGAGACCAAGGAAGCGCGAGCGGAACUUCAGAACACCAAGGAAGAGCUAAUGCAUGUCUGGGAACAGUUGGAGGCUAUCAAAUCUGCCGCAACCUCGGCGCAAAGCAGCCCGCAAGCAACGUACGCAGACAUUGCGCGAACACCGCCUCUAAGUCAGCCAACGAACAUUCGGUCUCUGUCAUCGAUGCGGACAACACCAUCAUCGUUCACGGACAUUCUACACUGUACGGUCGACACGUCGCGUGUCAUAGAACAAGACAAGCAUAAAGCCAAAGUUGGCGAGAUCAGGCAAGCAAUUGAGGCGGAUCUGAGGGCCAAGGAAGGACACGAGAAGUGGCGAUGUGCCGCAGCGGUCAAAGAUGCCAGGAACCCAAAUCGGAUCAAGGUCAUUUGCCGGGAUGAAGCUGAGCUGCAACUAGUAAAGGCCGCUGCUGAGAAGACUCUGGUUCCAGGAACACGAGUGAUGAGAGAUCAGCUCUACCCCGUCAAAGUAGACAACGCCAACCGCACGGCUGUACUGGAUGGCGAAGGAAAUGUGCUUCCGGGCGCUGCUGAGGGUCUUGGAGCGGAAGACAACGUCACCAUUGCGAAGGUUUCUUGGCUUAGCAACAGAAACUUGGGCAAGGCAUACGGCUCAAUGGUCAUUUACGUUACGAAAGGAAGUGACGCCAAGCGGCUAAUCGAUGGUCAAUACUUUGACUUGGCUGGUGAAUCAGCUUACACAAACGUAUUUGAGCCCCGAGUCGGACCGGUGCAGUGCUUCAAGUGUCAAGAGAUGGGUCACAAAGCUUUUUCAUGCAAGAAACCGCAGACAUGUGGCAGGUGCGCACAGCAGGGGCACGACCACAAACAGUGCCAGGCGGUAGAACCAAAAUGUGUGCCGUGUGGAGGACCACAUGAAUCGUUCAGCCCGAACUGUCGAGUACGCAACCCCCCGCGUGAUGCAUAA
Molecule: messenger RNA, 1323 nt
Organism: Pochonia chlamydosporia 170
Lineage: Eukaryota; Fungi; Ascomycota; Sordariomycetes; Hypocreales; Clavicipitaceae
Product: reverse transcriptase
Exons: 1
Coding region: 1-1323 (440 amino acids)
Molecular function (GO): zinc ion binding; nucleic acid binding
Source: RefSeq, a predicted model, not a curated record